Messenger RNA from Danio rerio (zebrafish), 1051 nucleotides. The record is from RefSeq and is marked validated. Lineage: Eukaryota; Metazoa; Chordata; Actinopteri; Cypriniformes; Danionidae.
AUUCACUGGCGGCGACUGAACAAUCAAGUGCUGCUAUUCAAAUAUUCAGAAAGAGAUGUUCGAGUGUUGUCAGACUCCACUUCGCAUCCUUCUCCUCAUCUUCAUCUUCAUGUGUAUGAUGUCUAUCAACCUGUGUCUCCCUGUCGGCCGCAGAGGACCUCUGUCCUUCUCCAGUUCACUGCGCCUCACGCGCACCAUUCGCACACAUGUCCAGCAAUUACUGUUUCUAUAUAAACAGGAGAUGUUUGGCAACGAGCUCUUUGAAUACAGAGAACAGAUGCUGAGUUCACUUCCUGCGGUCACUGUCAGUUAUCGGACCUGGCUCCACAUGCAGGACGAUGAGCGUUUGCGUGUGGCUUCUGAAUACCUGCAAAUCUUCUGGACUCAUCUGGAUGGGCAGCGACGGCAGCUGGAGAGAGACGGGCUAAGGAAACCUCAAAGAAGAGACAAACGAGGAAGACCUCAGCCAACACUUUGCAGGAGUUUUGAGGUCCUGCAAAUAGACCUGCGGGAUCUGAUGAGACAAGUUAACAACCAGCUGAACGUUAUCCGACACGUAUCUUCAUCCACAAAAUCUCCACUUCUGGAUUCCACCACUGCAUCUCCCAGCAUGCAUCAUUCUUCUGAAAGCACCACAAUAUCUCAGACCCCAACUCAAACUGGUAAUCCUGGAAUCUCCGCACACUCCUACACACAGUCACCUCAGACCUUGAGCCUGUCUGAAAGAGGUUUGACUUCAGUGAAGGAGGAAACCUCUGUCAGCCUCCUGCAACCCACCAGAGCACCGACACUCUCUCAUUCCACCCAGCAGACGACAACAGCAGGGAUGUCCCGCUGGGUUCUGCAUCUGAAUGGGUAUGUAAUACUGAGAGAUCUCGAACGGUACUUAAGCCGACUGGCAAGAGAUUACACCGUGCUUCAAACUAAAUACUGAAAAAAUACACAACAGAAAAAUUGUUGGGAAAAAAUAUGAACCAAGUAUUGAACAAGCACGAGGGUUGAAUCACAAGAGAAAACGUGUAAUUGAAUACACUAAUAUACAUUUCCAUAA